ACAAGGAAGCCUCAGUUCUUCUUUGAUCUCGGUUUGAUCUCAGCGGAGUACUUUGCAAAGCUAAUCUUCGAAGAGCGACGAAUUCACGGGAAGAAUGAUGGUGUACUUCUUAUUCGCCGGCUGCAUUGUGCAACUGCUGCUUGGUGUUCUCGAGGAGCCGUUUGUCUCGGCUGCAACAACGAGAGGAUACGACCCCGCACAGACAACCUCCGCCGCGGAUCUGAACGGGGGCGCACAGGACGCGGCCGCGAGCAUCAAUAAUCCGGAAUCCGGCUGCCCGUGCUUGACAUCGGUCAAUAGCUCGACGAUCCCCGGACAAUCGGACUGGAUGACGCAACAGAGCCGGCAACGUCUCGAGCAAUUCUACACUCAAAACGUGAUGUUGCACGGCAUGAUGUGUUCGUGCAACGUGGCCAUGCACGGCGCUCCAAUGAGAGACGAUUAUCAUUACGCGGUAGGUAUCGGCGCGCAUAAGUUGCACACGAGGGCCGCCACGUGGAACGACGCGAGGAAGUUCUGUAAUGAGGAGGGUGGUCAUCUCGCCAUCAUCAAUUCUAUCGCUGAGGAGCGUAUACUAUUGGACGUAUUUAAUCGUUCUGGACCGAUCAAGGGCGCAGCUUAUCCCGACGAGGCUUUUUUAGGUAUACACGAUCUUUAUGCAGAAGGAGAAUGGGUUACGGUGUUGGGUGAUUCGUUGGCAAAAACCGGUUAUACCAGGUGGAGCGAUAAGUGGGGCGGACAACCCGACAAUGGAGGUGGCAAACAGCACUGUGGUGCCCUAAUGAAAGAGGGUGGCAUGGAUGACGUCGCGUGCGAUGUCCCAUUUCCAUUCCUCUGUGAACUUCCGCUGAUGCGAGUUUUACAAUAAGAAAAAAUAGGAAAAAAAAAAUAGCGGCUCAGUGCACCUUUAAAGAUUAAGCUCUGCAUAAGGUCUAUAUACUCUCCUUGUGUAUCUGCUUUUAUGGCGGCAUUCCGUGAACAUCACAUCCACAAAGGGUCUUUUUCUAGAAUAUACACACAAAUAUACACAUAUACACACAGGGUGUUGGUUU
Messenger RNA from Trachymyrmex septentrionalis, 1052 nucleotides. Its product is annotated as hemolymph lipopolysaccharide-binding protein-like. The transcript is spliced from 3 exons. Lineage: Eukaryota; Metazoa; Arthropoda; Insecta; Hymenoptera; Formicidae. The record is from RefSeq and is a predicted model, not a curated record. The coding region runs from base 95 to 868 and encodes 257 amino acids.